Molecule: messenger RNA, 546 nt
Organism: Caenorhabditis sp. 36 PRJEB53466
Lineage: Eukaryota; Metazoa; Nematoda; Chromadorea; Rhabditida; Rhabditidae
Source: the annotation of a GenBank genome assembly
AUGAAGUAUCUCGUGCUUGGCAUUCUGAUGACCAUGAUCGUCUUCUCUCACGAAGAAAUGAUCAGCAUCGAUAUCUCGAACGUCACUGGAACUCUCGAUCUUCUGCUCAACGCCACCGAUGGCACCAUCCGCAUUAUCGUCCACGAGAAUCCGAUGGAUGUGGCUCCGAUACUAUCUGACAACGUCAUUUCGUAAGUUUCAUACGGCUAAUCGACACACAUGUAGAUCACUGUCUUUUUCAGAUUCCUCGUGCUGAUCACCACCGCGACGAUCACGAUCGUCUUGACCCUCGGCACCGUCCUUUUCGUCAAGUGGAUCUUGCUCAACCGAAAGAAGUUCUUUGUGGAGGAGCCGCCGAAAAGAAAGAUCGGAAUGAUCUCGUCGGUGGGCUUCCGCAUGGGCAUGGACGAGUACUUCAUGCUGAGAUCCUCUGGAAACGGCGACGGCGACAAGCACGGAAACGACCCCGACAUGUCCGAUUCCGAACACAUGGAUAACGACAACGAUUUCGAUUCCGACGACGAUCUGGGAAUUUCGCACCUUUAA